This is a messenger RNA of Sebastes umbrosus (honeycomb rockfish), 452 nucleotides long. RefSeq names its product serine peptidase inhibitor, Kazal type 4 (gene spink4). The coding region runs from base 77 to 319 and encodes 80 amino acids. The transcript has 4 exons. The record is from RefSeq and is a predicted model, not a curated record. NCBI's taxonomy places the organism in Eukaryota, Metazoa, Chordata, Actinopteri, Perciformes, Sebastidae. Gene Ontology annotation, molecular function: protein binding.
CACCUACACACACAAUUAUACUGCCAGUAACUGCAGGGUCACGCUCAGAGGUUUCUGUUAUUCAUCCACCAACAUCAUGAUCGGAAGAGUUGUUUUUCUGGGACUCCUGCUCAUCUGUGUGGCUACAGAUGCUGAGGAGAACAAUGGACUCAUGAGAAAGGCUUCCUGUCCAGUCAUGGAGGAGAUCAUGGCGUGCCCCCUGAACCUCGCUCCUGUGUGCGGCAGCGAUGGGAACACCUACGCCAACGAGUGUACCCUGUGUGCCCGAAGCCAUACAAUCAAGAUGGACAUCUUGGUUGCCAAAGAGGAGAGCUGCUGAGCCGGGGGAUGAUGUCACCGCUAAUGGGACCAAUCAGGAUGCGACUAUCGACCCAACAUGGAUCUGUGAAAUUACAUUUCCUAAAUGUUUGUGUCAUUGCAAUGAGUAAUAAAUGUCUAUCAGCAACAAACAA